Molecule: messenger RNA, 1830 nt
Organism: Cyphellophora attinorum
Lineage: Eukaryota; Fungi; Ascomycota; Eurotiomycetes; Chaetothyriales; Cyphellophoraceae
Product: ABC1 family protein mitochondrial
Exons: 1
Coding region: 1-1830 (609 amino acids)
Cellular component (GO): mitochondrion
Source: RefSeq, a predicted model, not a curated record
AUGCUUGCCGCGUCGAGAAAAGAGAUCAGUAAAGAAGUGCCGAAGGAAGUCCAUGGGAUCAAGAGAGUGUACAAGACUAUCAUAUAUGUUCUAGACCAGUAUGUCUACGAGCCCAUCGCCACAGGACUACGGUUCCUGCACCUGGCCUUGAUAUUCGUCCCGGUUAUGGCUUCUGUGCCCAUUAUAUGGAUUGGCCGGCGCAAGAAGGACAGGGACAACGAGCGCUCGGGGACUCUCUGGUGGUACUCGUUCUUGGUCUCAGCCAUGGAACGCGCUGGGCCUGCGUUCAUCAAGCUGGGUCAGUGGGCAGCAUCUCGUUCGGACAUCUUCCCAGCCCAAAUGUGCAAGGUCAUGUCGGAGUUGCACUCGAAUGCGCCCGCCCACUCGCUUCAGCAUUCGAUUAGGACGAUCUCAGCAGCCUUUGGUGGCCUUCCGUUCGAGGAGAUAUUCGAGGAGUUCCAGGAGAAGCCGUUGGGUGUUGGUGCUAUCGCGCAGGUGUACAAGGCACGAUUGAAGCCAAACAUUGCGUUACCAGACGACAGUGAUCUCGAUGCUGGCUCGUCAGAGCGACUGCUCAGUCGGGUAAGGAGGAAUGUAGACGCGCUUGCAAAGUCGUCGCCUGCGAGAGUUCCUUCGUCUUAUGUUGCGAUCAAGGUACUGCAUCCGAAGGUCGAGAGGACUGUGCGGCGAGAUCUCAAGAUCAUGGGUGUCUUCGCUGCUAUCAUCAACGCGAUACCCACGCUGGAGUGGCUGGAUCUUCCAAACGAAGUGGACAACUUCGGAGAGAUGAUGCGACUACAGCUAGAUCUACGCAUCGAGGCAGCCAAUCUGACAAUAUUCCGGAAGCAAUUCCAGAAGCGGACCACGGCCUGGUUCCCAUACCCAUACUCUGACUUUACGACAAGACAAGUGCUAGUCGAAGAGUUCGCCCAGGGCAUUCCUUUAUCUGCCUUCCUCGAGUCUGGUGGCGGAGUCUUCCAGAAAGAGAUCGCAGAUGAAGGACUAGACGCCUUCUUGCACAUGCUCCUCAUCGACAACUUCGUACAUGCCGAUCUACAUCCCGGCAACAUCAUGGUUCGCUUUUACAAGCCAGUCAAACCAGACGUGCGUCUACCUUACACGAGUAAACAGGAUCCGUCUCGGCCUUCGUCACCAGAUGAGAUUGACGAGACCGAGGCUGUGCUGUCUCGUCUGAGGCCACACAUGGGAAAGCAGCCCGACUGGGAUAAGACUCUUGCACAGAUCGAUCAGGAGGGAUACCGACCUCAGCUGAUCUUCAUUGACACCGGCUUGGUCACAGAGCUGAACAACGACAACAGAAAGAACUUCUUAGACCUCUUCCGUGCGGUAGCUGAGUUCGACGGCUACAAGGCCGGACACCUGAUGAUCGAGCGCUGUAGGUCACCAGACGCCGUCGUUAACGGCGAGGUCUUUGCCCUGCGCAUGCAGCACCUUGUCAUCGGCGUGAAAGGCCGGACCUUCGCACUGGGAAACAUCAAGAUCGGCGACGUGCUCUCAGAGGUUCUCUCCAUGGUCCGCGACCAUCACGUACGAAUGGAGGGUGACUUCGUCAACGUGGUCAUUUCGAUCCUUCUGCUCGAGGGCAUUGGGCGGAGCCUCGACCCGAAUCUAGACUUGUUCAAGAGCGCGCUCCCGAUUCUGCGGCAGAUUGGAACCGCAGAUCCGAAGGCCGUGCUGAAGAGCUUUAAGACAGGGGACUUCUCGAUGCUGAAGAUCUGGAUUGGACUGGAGGGCAGGCGGUUCUUGCAAGCUUCGGCUGAGUCUGUUGAGCGGUGUGUGAAGAGCGACUUGCUGAGUCCGAAUGUGUAG